CACCUGAAUUCUGAUCUGGAAAGUAGCAUCUCAUAGUGGUGUGACACUGUAUAUUGGCUGUAUGCAUAACUCAAUCCCUCUUCUUGCUUUAAAGGACCACUGACCCUUCAAGGAAAAUGAGGAUGACCACAUGCACAAGCAACAUGGUACCGAAGCAACUAUUAUCUCAGGGAAAAAGCUGGCUGCCCAGGUCUGCGAGGAGAUACGAAAGGAUGUAGACUCCUGGCUUGCCCUUGGGAACAAGAGGCCUCAUCUCACCGUUGUCUUAGUAGGAAACAACCCAGCCAGUCACACAUAUGUGAGGAAUAAAGUAAAAGCAGCAGCAGCCGUAGGCAUUUGUAGUGAAAUAAUACGGAGGCCCAAAGAUAUUUCUCAGGAAGAACUUUUAGAUCUAACUGGCAGAUUAAACAAGGAUUCAAGAGUCAGUGGUAUAUUAGUCCAGUUACCUCUGCCAGGUCACAUUGAUGAAAGAACUGUGUGUAACACUGUUGCGCCUGAAAAGGAUGUGGAUGGAUUUCAUAUUUUCAAUAUAGGACAACUGUGUCUUGACCAGCCUUCUGUUAUACCUGCCACUGCUGCUGCUGUCUGGGAAAUAAUAAAAAGAACUGGAAUACAAACAUUUGGAAGAAACGUUGUUGUUGUUGGGAGAUCCAAGAAUGUUGGAAUGCCUAUUUCAAUGCUUUUACAUACCGAUGGAGGACAUGAAAGGCCCGGAGGUGAUGCUACAGUUACAAUUGCUCACAGAUAUACACCAAAAGAUCAGCUGAAGAUCCAUACGCAGCUUGCUGAUAUUGUAAUAGUUGCUGCAGGUGUCCCAAAGCUGAUUACUUCUGAUAUGGUUAAAGAAGGGGCAGCAGUGAUCGAUGUCGGGAUCAACCAUAUCCACGAUCCUCUCACAGGAAAGACCAACUUAGUGGGGGAUGUGGACUUUGAAGAGGUAAAGAAGAAAGCUGGCUUCAUCACCCCUGUGCCGGGAGGCGUAGGACCAAUGACAGUUGCUAUGCUUCUGAAGAAUACAUUAUUUGCGGCCAAGAAGCUUAUUUAUUAAGAUCUAUGAAUCCAAGCCAUUCUAUUUAUUGAUACAUAUACAUUUAUUUUUCUUACAAAUAUAUUUAUUUCUAAAUUGUA
This is a messenger RNA of Lacerta agilis (Sand lizard), 1128 nucleotides long. RefSeq names its product probable bifunctional methylenetetrahydrofolate dehydrogenase/cyclohydrolase 2. The record is from RefSeq and is a predicted model, not a curated record. Gene Ontology annotation, cellular component: mitochondrion. Gene Ontology annotation, biological process: tetrahydrofolate interconversion. Lineage: Eukaryota; Metazoa; Chordata; Lepidosauria; Squamata; Lacertidae. The transcript has 8 exons. Gene Ontology annotation, molecular function: methylenetetrahydrofolate dehydrogenase (NAD+) activity; methylenetetrahydrofolate dehydrogenase (NADP+) activity; methenyltetrahydrofolate cyclohydrolase activity. The coding region runs from base 131 to 1048 and encodes 305 amino acids.